Messenger RNA from Salvia hispanica, 1654 nucleotides. Its product is annotated as desmethyl-deoxy-podophyllotoxin synthase-like. The record is from RefSeq and is a predicted model, not a curated record. Gene Ontology annotation, molecular function: oxidoreductase activity, acting on paired donors, with incorporation or reduction of molecular oxygen; monooxygenase activity; iron ion binding. NCBI's taxonomy places the organism in Eukaryota, Viridiplantae, Streptophyta, Magnoliopsida, Lamiales, Lamiaceae.
CAUUAUGGAGUUGAACAUGCCAUCUACACUCAUAGCUAUACUCUCCUUUCUCCUCUUUGUCUUCAUGUUUCUGAAAUCCCAAACAAUCUCAAAAUCAUCCAAGAUUUACUCACACAUCCCUGGCCCCAAAACCCUCCCUCUCAUCGGAAACCUCCACCUCAUGCUACGCGCCGCCCUGCCCCACCACAUCUUCCGACAGCUCGCGGCCAAACACGGGCCCUUGAUGCAUCUCCAGCUCGGCGAAAUCCACUUCGUCAUCAUCUCCUCCGUGGACUUGGCCAAACAAGUUAUGAGAACUCACGACAUCAACUUCGCGAAACGGUCCCCUGGACUGGUGACGGAGAAACUCACCUACAACAACUCUGACAUCGUCACGGCCCCCUGCGGGGACCAGUGGCGCCACCUGCGGAAGAUCUGCACGCUCGAGCUCCUUAGCGCCAGGCGCGUGCAGACCUUCCGCUCCAUAAGAGAGGAGGAGACGUUGAGUCUCUGCAAACAGAUCGCUUCUCGCGAGGGAUCUCCGGCGGAUCUGUCGGGGAAACUUUACUUGAUGACGUACGAUGUUUCAACGAGGGCUGUGGUCGGGGCAAAGACAGAAGACCGCGGAGCGGUGACUUCUGUAAUGCAAGAAGGCAUCCGGUUGGGGUCGGGAUUCAUGCUGGCUGAUCUCUAUCCUUCCGUCAAGUUGCUGCCGUUGAUCACUGGGGCCCGGUUCAAGAUCCAGCGGAUGUAUCGAAAAUUAGACAAGUUGUUCAAUAGGAUCAUCGACCAGCAUAAAGCCGGUGGUGGUGAUGGUGACAAGGUGGAAGAUCUGGUGGAUGUUCUGCUCAAGAUUCAGCAGGAUGGAACUGAAUUCCCUCUUACCACUGACAAUAUUAAAGCAGUGGUUCUGAAUAUGUUCACAGCGGGAACCGACACGUCAGCCAUCACCGUGGAAUGGGCGAUGUCAGAGAUGAUGAGAAACCCUAGCGUACUCAGCAAAGCACAAGAAGAAGUGAGGAGGGUUUUCGACGACAAGGGAUACGUAGAUGAAGCCAAGUUUGAUGAGCUAAAAUACAUGAGAUUAGUCAUCAAAGAGACAUUUAGGUCGCACCCUCCGCUGCCUCUUUUAAUCCCGAGAAUGAACGUCGAAAGAUGUGAAAUUGAUGGAUACGAAAUCCCAGCUGAAACCAAAGUGAUAGUUAAUGCAUGGGCACUGGGAAGGGAUCCCGAGUACUGGAACGAUGCGGAGAAGUUUAUACCAGAGAGAUUCGAGGAGAGCUCCGUUGAUUUCAAAGGGAACAAUCUAGAAUAUAUACCUUUUGGUUCAGGAAGAAGAAUUUGCCCUGGUAUAUUGCUCGGACUGGCAAACGUAGAGCUUCUGCUUGCUAUGCUUCUGUAUCAUUUUGACUGGAAAAUGCCGAACGGGAUGAAACAUGAAGAUUUGGAUAUGGCGGAGGCCUUUGGCGGCAGUGUUAGAAGGAAAAACCCUUUGCAUUUGGUUCCCAUUGUUAAACGACCUUUGCCUGCAAGUGCUUCACUGAUUAAUUAAUAUGACUUCGUAUGUAUUCUCGUACGUGUGGUUGGAGUGAUGAUGUGUAAUUUACAAUACUGUAUUCGAAUGUGAAAUAAGCACAAUAUAUAAAUUAAUUUAUCAUUCCUAGAAUUACUACUA